AAAGCAAAGUGAAAGUAGUUUAAAACACAAAUGUGCAAGUUUAGUUUAACGUCACAUUUACGCAUUUUUGUUUUGUAUAGUGUAACCAAAUUAAGUGCGUCUAAAAUGUAAUUUUAUUUAUUUAUUUGAGCGGCUCUUAAACCGGAAGGACUGUAGCGAACAUAACUGUUACGUAUUCUCUAUCAUCAACAAACAUGGCAGGGUUAUAGUGUGUAGGUUUAUAACAGGUCAAUAACAGGACAAAGUUAACGAGAAUUGUUUAGUACUUUUUUUCCGGAGUCGUUACUUGUAACAAGCAGAUUAACGUCUGGGUCUUUGCUAGAAUGUACACUUUUACAAAAGUUAAACUAGCUGCUGUCGGUAUAGGGCGACAGUGUUUUGCAGUGAGGAGGACGCUUAAUGGAGCGCGAGCAGUGAGCAGAGGAUUCGCGUGCUCCGCGAACGAGAAGGAAUCCAGCACAUCUGAAAAUGAGUUAUAUGACAUUAUAAUAUCCGGCGGGGGUAUGGUGGGCACAGCGAUGGCAUGUUCACUGGGUCUGGAUCCAAAUUUGGCUGGGAAGAAGAUUCUUUUGCUGGAGGCGGGUCACAAAAAAGUGAUGGACAGUGUGCCUGAGACCUACAGUACAAGGGUCAGCUCCAUCAGCCCAGGCUCAGCAACACUUCUUAGUGGUCUUGGUGCUUGGGACCAUAUUGUCAAAAUGAGAUGCAAGCCAUAUAAUAAAAUGCAGGUUUGGGAUGCUUGUUCGGAUGCCCUGAUUACAUUCGAUAAGGAGAAUCUGCAGGAUGAGAUGGCAUACAUCAUUGAGAACGACGUCAUUGUGGCCUCUCUCACUAAACAGUUGCAGACCCUCUCUGACCAUGUUGAUGUGAGAUACCGAACAAAAGUGGUGAAAUACACCUGGCCCAGACCAUACCACAUGGCUGAAUCCAUCCCUUGGGUUCAGGUGACACUGGCCAGUGGAAAGACUCUCCAUACUAAGCUGUUGAUUGGUGCCGAUGGUCCGAACUCAAUGGUUCGGAGAGAAGCUGGCAUCCCUACUGUCAAAUGGAACUACGACCAGUCAGCUGUUGUCGCUGUUCUGCAUUUGUCUGAGCCCACAGAAAAUAACGUGGCCUGGCAGAGGUUCCUUCCCACUGGACCCAUUGCAAUGCUUCCUUUGUCAGACACGGCGAGCUCACUAGUCUGGUCCACCAGUCAUCAGCAUGCUGAAGAACUUCUGCAGCUGGAUGAGGAAAGCUUUGUGGAUGCCAUUAACUCUGCAUUUUGGAGUAAUGAGAACCAUUCUCAGCUGGUAGAGACUGCUGGCUCUCUGUUUCGGACUGCAAUGUCUGUCCUGAUGCCUGACCGUGGUUCUGCACGCCAACUUCCACCUAGCGUGUCAGGAAUUGGCCCAAAAAGCCGGGUCAUGUUCCCACUGGGUAUGGGUCAUGCCACAGAGUACAUUCGUCAUAGAGUGGUCCUCAUUGGAGAUGCUGCACACAGAGUCCAUCCUUUAGCAGGCCAAGGUGCCAAUCUAGGCUUUGGGGAUGUAGCCUGUCUCACGAACGUUCUUAGCCAAGCAGCAUUUAACGGAAAAGACAUCGGAGCCAUGCAACACCUGUUGGAGUACGAAACUGAGCGUCAGCGACACAAUCUUCCCAUGAUGGCAGCCAUUGACCUCAUGAAGAAGCUUUACUCCACUAACGCUGCACCUGUGGUUCUGCUUCGAACCUUUGGCCUUCAAGCUACCAAUAUACUGCCACCUCUUAAAGAGCAGAUCAUGGCCUUUGCAAGCAAGUAAAGACUAGCUGAAAUUGGAUGUUUGCUGAUGCUCUUAAAGAUGAUGUGAAGACUUUGUUCAUGGAGUGUAAAAGUGUAAAUUAAUAAAUUAUAUUUUAUUCCUCUGUC
Misgurnus anguillicaudatus (oriental weatherfish) is the source of this 1888-nucleotide messenger RNA. The record is from RefSeq and is a predicted model, not a curated record. NCBI's taxonomy places the organism in Eukaryota, Metazoa, Chordata, Actinopteri, Cypriniformes, Cobitidae.